Chaetomium fimeti is the source of this 5037-nucleotide messenger RNA. RefSeq lists its product as uncharacterized. Gene Ontology annotation, molecular function: guanyl-nucleotide exchange factor activity. NCBI's taxonomy places the organism in Eukaryota, Fungi, Ascomycota, Sordariomycetes, Sordariales, Chaetomiaceae. The record is from RefSeq and is a predicted model, not a curated record. Bases 153 to 4745 code for a protein of 1530 amino acids. Gene Ontology annotation, cellular component: cytoplasm. The transcript has a single exon.
CACUUCCACUCUCGCGCGACAGACCAUAGACCACACGACAAGACCACACGACGGACCACACGACGCACACCACGACGGGCCCGCGACACCAGAAUCGCGAAUCGCAUCGCUGCCGCCCUCGGUCGCAAUGAACACGGCCAAUUGAAGCGACCAUGGUUCGUGUCACGGAGGAGCUGGUGCUCUCGCCAGAGCAUGUCACCCUCUACUCCGCUAGCGACCCGCUGCUUGGCCAUCUCCCCGUCCUCAUCUUCUACGGCCCCUCCACCACCGCCAACUAUACCCACAACAGCUCUCGAAUUCAGAUUCACAUCUACAGCCCGGCUGGCUACGUCUCCUUCCCGCGCAUCACCGUUUCUCCGAGCUCGCCUUUCUACAGCGUCGUCGCCCAUCUUCCGCGCGAGUUUCAGGGCGAUGAAAUUUGCAGGGGGCUUGCCUUUGGCCUGCGCAGAUACUUCGCCGAGCUGCCCGAGGUUGUCAAGAACCAUUUGAAGAACCAGUACCCGGUCACCCGUGCCCGCCGCCCAGGGUCCGCACCGGCCCUCUUCGGCGAGCAGCAUGCGGCCGACCUGGCCAAGGCUGCCGUCCAGGCAGGGAACACCGCCGAGGUCAUCGAGAUCCUAGAAUAUGCCCUACGGACGCAGCAUUUGAGCGGUAUCGACGUGGACCUGGUCCUGCCGCCGGGCUCGAUCGUGCCUCUAGAACAUGCCGACUUUGACGAGGUGCCCGACGACGAGGACGAGGACGAUAUACUAGACCCGACUCUGCGGCAGUACGGGGGUUACGCUCCCUUGGUCAAACUCUUCGGCGAGCCGGUCUUUCUGCCAACCUCCAAGCUACGGCGAGCGCCCUCGAGGCCGACGUCGUUGAACCGUAGCAAGUCCUUCAACAAGAACCAAAAGGUGGAGCUGCGUAUGAAGAUGGGCGAGCUGGUUGACACUGAGGAGCGCUACGUGCUCAAGCUUAAUGAGCUUGUCAAUAAUAUUGCCAACGACUUCCGAGUAAAAGCCAAGGAGCGCCCUUCCGAGAGCAUCAGUCCUUGCGAAGAAGACUUGGAGAAGCUGUUCCCCAAGUCGGCCGACAGCAUCCUGGAGAACAACUCGGCAUUUAUGCAGGAACUCCGGCGGAUCAUGGACGAGACCGAAGAGGAAGCCGUCAAGGACAUGGAAAUCCCGUUUCCUGCCACUAAGUUGGGUGGUUCCAACAAGGCGAGGGAUCCGAGCGGUGCCGUCGCUAUGGCAAAGGUAUUCCUCGAGUGGUUCCCGAAAUUUACCGACUGCUAUCAGGACUAUAUUCGCGCCAGCCAGAACUUCCCCCAACUCCUCAAUACCUUCCUCGACAACCAGUCAAGCUUCCGUCAGCGGGUUGUCCAAACAGGCGAGCAGACCAUUCGCUCGCUCCUGAUUGAGCCGGUACAACGACUGCCCCGAUACAGCCUCUUUAUUGACCAAAUAGUCGCCUGCCUUCCCAUCACCCACCCAGCAUUACAACUCCUCCUCCGGGCAAGGGAUAUCAUCACUAAUAUUUGCUCCAUGGACGACCCGCUCCCGGAGAAGCCGCACGUCACAAACCGCCUCCGCGCUAUGGUAGAACACUGGCCGGCGGACCUUGAGCCCCAGGGCCGGCUGAUCGUGGCUGUCGACUUCCUCGAGCUUGCGCCACCUUACGACUUUGUCUCGCAGAGCCAGGAGCUCUCGGACCGGCCGGGGGUUUUGCUCCUCUUUUCCGACUGCAUCGCCAUCCUCCAAAAACGGACAAAUUCCAACCUCACAGGCCGCGACUUCUUGCGCGAAAUUGACAAACCGUCUCCCGCAGGCUUGCUGGCAUCCAUGACCAAUGCCGCCGGUGGACCAGGAAUGUGGGAGUUUGCGUUUACCGGUUGGCACAACCUGGCUGAUGUCCGCUUCACCGAGUCCUCUGAUGGCCGGCUUGUCUGGAUGACGUCGACGCAGGAGAUGAAAGGCGCCCAUCCCAACGAGCAUUUUACCAGCAAGGCCAUCACUUCGCGGUGCUUCCUCCUCCAGGACCAUUAUGAGGGCAGAGCGAGCAAAUGGAGCGACGACAUUGUCAGAGCCCGUAUCGAAGGCCGGUUUGCUGAGAGGGAGAGGGAAGACCCUACCUGGACGCUCCGCACCGUGAGGAUGCAGGACAACAAUUUCGGGCUGCACGCCGCCGUCUUUCAGGAGGGCGCUCAACAGCUUAUAGAGGGGCGCAGGGAACCGGCCCCCAUCCGCAUCGUCAUGGACAACGACAAAGGCACCAAGGGGGCGCCUGUCGGCCAUUACGGCGUCGAGGUUGUGCUCGAGGCGAGAACCGGCGACAUGCGGCGGAUCUCGAUGAACACACUGGGCCUGAACGGAAAGAAGUUCACUGACGACGUGGCCCUGGAAGAUUUCCUACCGACCCUCUCGCGCCGGAUCGUCCAGCUGCUCAGCGCGCAGUUCAGCGUCGCCAACUUGAGGCUUGUCCCUGCCUUAGUGUCGUACUACACCAAGAUGUUGCGUGCGAUCAACAUCACAACCAAGGUGGAGAGGAAUAGUCGAUCCUUCCUUUCCUCUUCCCCGGUGAAGAUGCUCUCAAACCUAUUGGUUGGGGGCACCGCUUCGUCGAGCACGACCUCUCUCGAGAACGUGGGCAGUAGCGGGUCGAGGCACAAACGGAAUCGUUCCAACAGCACGAGGGAUUUGCCGGUGGUGAUAUCCGGGUCGAUCAAGGACAGAGACAUACCGCGCCUCACCGUGGAAGAAGAAGAGCCGCCAGAGAACCCGCUGGUUCGCCUCGAGCAAACAUUUACCGGAUACGUGGCCAACAUGCAAGCGCGCAAGGGCUACUUCAUUGGCCGCACCCUCCUCAACAGAUCAAUGGCCGACGAGCUCCAAGUGAACGACCUCUACAACCGUCUCAUCGAAUUUCCUUUCGACUUGGAUGCGUCUUCGGAGCUAGGGACCGAGGUCAUCUUUGCGGCGUUCGAGAAGUUCAUCCGCAUCGCUUGGCGCGAGCAGAUCGGGCCGGUCAUGACCAUGCACCAUCUUGAGGCUCUUCAAGUGCGAGCGGCCAAAAAGGUGGUGGGGGACUUUGCCGAUUUUGUUCGCUUCCUGUUUAGCGACAUGGCCCCUCAGAACCGCCGGGCGUUCACCGCUCUCAUGAAGUUGCUCGCGGAUCUUCUCGAGGGGUGCAGCAAUGACGGCGACAGAGGGGCCUUGACGCUUGCAUUCGCAGAGAUGCUGGUGGACGACGCAAAUCCGUCGGAUUACAUCAACCUUCUCGACCGCCUCGUCGAGGAUUGCGACCGCAUCUUCGAGAAGGCGGACGCCCCGGAUCCCACCGGUUUGCUCAGCGGCUUUCCCUAUGAAGUUUUGAUCGCCAGCAACCGAAGCCAAAAGUCAAUUACGGGAUCAAUGACUUCGAACACUUCGUCACUCCGGAGGAAGUUCGGGUUUGAUACGCUCUUGCGGCAGAAUAGCAAGACGGAGACCGACCGACCUUCCAUGUGGCGCACGCUCAGCAAGCACAGCAAGUCGUCGAGCUCGGAGAACGUGACCUUGACGAUAGCCGGCAGGUCAAAAUCAGUAGACAUGGGCGCCAAUUACACAAUAUCAAACCGGCUCCGUCGCCCAGGAUCCCGGGACCGGCCCCCGGUUGCCGGCGCCUUUGAUGAUAUCGGACACCGCCCUCUGAGCUCUCACCGGCUCGAAACCAUUGGCGAGCCGGAAGUGCCCGAAUCGUCAGAGACCAAGUCCCUCAAAAAGAAACGCCGAAGCUCACUCUCGGACCUCAAGUCUCUAAUGUCGGCGACAAGCCUGGAAGAGGACCCGGAGCUCAUGCCUCUGAGCGUCAACAACCAGCAAACAUCCGAGAAGUUCAAUUCAGUCCCUCGGUCGCCAUCGCCCUCCAAAAUCCCGGCCAGCCCCGAAUCUCACACACAAUCUUUCCGCUCGUCGAAGCAGAAGGAGAACGAUGUGGACUCGUUCCAGUCACCUACCGAAUCCCAAGACGAAGGCGAGAAGCCGGCCACGCGGAGACCGCGUGCUAGAACCAUAACGAUCUCGCAGAUCCCGACCCUCAAGGCGCCACCGUCGCGCAUCCCCGGACCUCCCCCACUAGAAUCGCCCACCCGCCCGUCCAGCAGCCCCGGCAAGGCGUCCGGAACCGGCCAGAAGCUCCGCCUCCAGUCCCCACAAAAGCUCCGCGAGCGCCUGCAGACGGAGAAAAAGGCGGUCGACGACGUCGACGCCUCCCUGCGGACGGAGCUGUCGCGCAUCUCGGAGGACAUGGCGCGCGUCAACUCGGCGCUGCCGCGCUCCGCCACGGCCGACCUCCGCAAGCUGUCCACCGCGGUCAAGGCGCUCGAGGACCACGUCCCGCAGGUCAUGCAGGACCUCGAGGACCGCCACGCCCUCAUGCAGCGCGACCUCGAGGCCACGCUGCGCGCCACCGAGGCCAAGGUCAAGGCCAUCGACCAGCUGUACAAGGAGGCCACGGCCGAGAACGAGCUGCUGUACGAGAAGUUCAACUCGGAGCUGGGCAAGAUCGUCAAGGCGCUCAAGGGCAAGGGCCGCGAGGAUAAGGAGGAGCUUGUCGCGCGGCUGAAGGAGUCCAGCGACGAGGCGGCGAGGGCCAAGAAGGAGAAUGCAAGGCUCAGGAGGGAGAUGGUUAGUCUGAGGGUGCUGCUGAAAGGGGCGACGAGCACGACCAGUGCUGCUGGAGGUGGGAGUGGUGGCGCGGGCAGCGGUGGGGAGGGGAAUUAGGUGAUCGUUGGGGUGCUUGGGUGGGGAUUGUUUGGCUGGAUCGGUUGGCUGCGCGCCCUGUGCGAGCUUGGUUUUGAGGCGUUGAUGGGUUGGAUUUGGCUGGUUCGGUUCGUGUGGUCAUUGUGUUGUUGGGGCACCGGCUGGUUUUGUGUCUGGAUUAUGGCCGCGACUCAGGGUUGGCGCGGCCGGUGUAUGGUAUCGUUGAUGUUCAGCCUUUGAUGUUCAUUCGAUGUUUGAGCAUGCAUAGCCGCAGCAGAAUGCUGACAUGAUUCAACUACUUUUGUGAUUGUUC